AUGUACUCACAGUACUGGAACACAGCUCGGGGACGCAGACCGGAUUACAGGAGAUACACAGUGGUGGAGGGGGAGACUCCUCUUCCUCUGGACUCGACAUGUCGCAGGAAGCGUCUUCAUUCUGCGGGAGAGGAGGACGACGAGGAGGCGAGGAGGAGCUGCGUGUCCCGGCCGAACCCCGAGGGCUCGCUGUCGGCCAGCGAACUGAGUAGCUACGGCGAGCCGGAGGAGGGGGAGGAGGUGCAGAGGCUGUGUCAGCGCUGCCACAUUAUGGCGUCACAGCUGAACAGACAAGCUGCUGCUCUGGCCGACACCACGGCAUUGAAGGACCCGGCCUACGCCUCCUUCCUCUUCGAUAAGCUCCAGCGCCUCCAGUGGCCUCGUCGCAGCCGCCAUGCUUCUGUCGACGCCAGCUGCGACGUCUGCGGCGCCUCCUUCCAGCAGCUGAGACGCCUCGCUCUGCGCCGGGCUCUGGGCAUCAGCGGGGAGAUGACGCCUCGCCCCGCCACCCCCAGCGCCCCCCCCGCCACCGCCAGCUGCACCCCACCGGCCUCAGAGAGCGGCUGGGUGGGCGCCGGGCUGCCGGUGAAGCAGCAGAGAUGGUCGUGUGAGGAGCAGCAGCAGGGGGGCGAGGCUCUGUGGAGAUGGGGCGGAGUUCAGAGCACCUAUCUGGGCGGGGGCGGAACCAAAGGGCUGGCCACAGUUACACCCCUCCCCCUGAAUGCACACCACUACCUGGAGGGGGUGUGGAGGGUCUCCUGCUGCAGACCUGAAAACCAACACGCUACGAGUUCGGCUUCAGACGGAGAGUAUGCGACCACGAAGAGUUCGAGUCAGGACGCCGCAGUCAAACCGGCAACUCACAGCAUCGCCACCCAAACCAGCCAGUCUCCGUCUGCUGCGGCCGCCUUUUUCAUCAGGGCGGCUCAGAAGCUCAGUCUGUCCCGCAAGAAGAAGUCCCAGCCCGGCCCCCCCUCCUCGCCCGGUGAGGCCCCGGGGCCCCUUCUGUACACCGGGGGCUUCAGCGGGGCCCUGCAGCUCUCCCCGCCUGCCGUCCCACCAUGCCUCCUCCGGGCCGGGUCGAAGGUCAAGGACGCACCGGGGAUGGGGAAGGUCAGAGUGAUGGUCCGGAUCUGUUCGGUCUACAGCAGCGAGUCCUCAGAGUCCAUGUCCUUCCUCAAGGUCGACGGCAGAAAGAAGCAGCUCAGUCUCUGCGAGACGUCGGCCGGCGGACAGAGACGAUCUUCAGCGUCAGCACCAAAGACCUUCACCUUUGACGCCGUCUUCUCCCAGGAUUCCUCACAGGCCGAGGUGUGUUCGGGGACGGUGGCGGAGGUCAUCCAGUCGGUGGUGAACGGAGCAGACGGCUGCAUCUUCUGCUUCGGACACGCUAACCUGGGUAAGACCUACACCAUGAUUGGCCAGGACUGCUCUGCCCAGAGCCUGGGCGUGGCUCCGACAGCCAUCUCCUGGCUCUUCAAGGUGAUCGAGGAGCGGAGAGAAAAGGCCGGGGCUCGUUUCUCUGUCAGAGUGUCAGCUGUGGAGAUCUCCGGCCGGGAGGAGACACUCACCGACCUCCUGGCUGAACUCUCCUCCUCCUCCGCUGGGGGCCAACAGGAGGCCCCGGGCCCCGCGGUGUCGCUGAGAGAAGACCCCAUCUGUGGAUCCCAGCUGCAGAACCAGAUGGAGCUUGGGGCGAACAACGCUGAGCGAGCAGCGUUUUUCCUGGACGCCGCCCUUGCAGCGAGGAGGAGCAGCCGGACGCCGAGCGACCAGGAGGCCCGGAGGAACUCGCAUUUCCUGUUCACCCUGCACCUCUACCGGGAGAGGCUGGACAAGAGCAACAAGGCGGCAAUGUCUGGUCGGAGUCGUCUCCACCUCCUGGAUUUGGGGAGCUGUGAGACGGACAUCAGCAGGACAAGAGAGGGAGGUGGAGGUCAGUGUCUGUCUCUGUCCGCACUGGGAAACGUCAUCCUCGCCCUCGCCAACGGGGCCAAGCACGUUCCCUACAGGGACAGCAAGCUCACCAUGCUGCUCAGUGAAUCCCUGGGCAACAUCAACUGUCGAACCACCAUGAUCGCCCACAUCUCCGACUCCCCGGCCAACUACAUGGAGACACUGACCACAGUGCAGCUGGCCUCCCGCAUCCAUCGCAUGAGGAAGAAGAAGUCCAGGUAUGCCUCCAGCUCGUCCGGAGGGGAAAGUUCCUGUGAGGAAGGACCGUCCCACCGACCCCCCCACCUGCGACCUUUCCACCCUCGGACUGUGGCCCUUGACCCGGACACGCCUCUGCUGCUAUCCAGUGAUCCUGACUACUCCUCCAGCAGCGAACACUCUUGUGACACCGUCAUCUACGUCGGGCCAGGAGGGACGGCUAUCUCGGACCGAGAACUGAGCGACAAUGAGGGACCGCCGUCCUUUGUUCCUAUCAUCCCCUCCCUGAACAAAAAGCGAGUCAAAGACACACCUAGGUCUGAUGGCGAUCACUUUAAGUGUAACACGUUUGCAGAGCUACAGGAGAGACUCGACUGCAUCGACGGCAGCGAGGGCCCAGCCACAUUCGGCACAGAGGGCAAAGCAGCACAAGCAGCAGCAAUUAGGACUCAGACUGGUGCUACCAAACCCAAGGAGGUUAAGUCUCCACCCGAAUCUGAUAAGAACUCCUCGCAAAGGUUCUUAGAAAGCACACCAACCACAUGCACAAAUAAACCCAGUCAGGAGCAAUCCAAGCUCUCUUCAGCCGAUGGCCUCAUGGACGCUUCCAAACGGACGAGUGCAGAUGGGGAGAAACUCUCAGCCACCCCCUUUCAGCCAUGUGUGGUAAAGCCCACGGGGACUUUUUUCCAGGAUACAGAGCCUGUAGUCCGAGAGAAGGUCUACCUCAGAGGUGUACCCAAGCCGUCUGCCUCACCAUCCUUACCCAGGACAUCCAGGGCAGCAUCUCAGCUGGGGGAGGUUGUUGGUAGGACUCCCCCAGUGGGCAUGAGUCAACAAGCACUGAGGCAAGGCCAACCACUGGGGUCAACUAGCAUGGAGAGGGCCCCUCAUACAAGCAGAUACCCUAUGGAGGUCAACAACCUCCGGGCAGCUCUGUUAGGAAGAUGCCUUGACAGGGAUUUUCUGAAGACUACAGUUACACUGCAGCAGCCUGUGGAGCUGAACGGGGAGGAUGAGCUUGUGUUCACAGUCAUAGAGGAGCUUCCUCGUGGUCUUGUCCCAGACAACGGCCGCCCCUCCAACCUCCUGAGCUUCAACAGUGACUGCUCUCCUCAGGCCUUAGCCUCUGGCUCUCGCCCUGUAAGCAUCAUCAGCAGUAUUAACGAUGAGUAUGAUGCUUACACAACUCAACAAGGAGCCGUGGGACCUGGGGCAGAUGUUAGCACCGACUACCAGGAUAUGUUGUUUUCCCAACGUGGCAAAAACCCAUCAUCUGGUGAAGGCAAUCAUUCAACAAACAGGCUUCACUUGAAAGACAAAAAUAUUGCAACAGAGAAUGCAUCCACACUGACCUCACCAAGUAUAUUUCAUAAACAGCAACUUUUGCAGCAUGGGAUCAAGAGCUCCCUGAAUGACAGUGGAGUCUGUUUCUCAGAGCUGGAAAGUGACCCUGCUACUCCAAACAAACCUUCUUUUACCAAGUGCCCUCCCUCCCCGGACUCAACCAAAGCCUCUCUCAAAGGCUCCCUCAAGGUGCGAGCCAAUACCAUGAACACUUCACUGUCAGCCCAGAUUCCCCAUCACACCUCCCAUUCCAGUCUUCCCAGGAAAACAAAGCCUACCUCAUCUGCAGGUGUGGGCUGCAGCAGACAGGAAGGCAGACAUGAUGAAUUUUUGCUUCAGGGAAGUAGUCACUUUGAUCCCAGAGAGGUCGAGUUUCUCUCUGCAGGUAAGCCAUCAAGAAGUGGCAUGAGCAGUGCUUCCUUUAAAAGGCCUGGAGGGAACAGUAACAGUGUACCUCGGCCACCAAAGGCACAAGUGUCACCUUCAGCUCAGAGGGUUGUGGAUGGUUGUGAGAAGUCUUGCAGCAGGAGAGGAGAUACUCUCAUCAAGAUGCCACGACUGACCCGAGGAGCAACGACUCUAGGAACUGUUUCUAUCCCCCAGAGUUCUGAAUCCAAAUGGGGUAAUGAGACCACUUCAGUGACAGGUACCCUGAGGUUUGCUUCCUUGGGAAAAAAGUCAAAUGGGCAGAGAAGCAGCAUGAUCUCUAAGUCUGGAUCUGGAAACCUUUCUCCUCCUGCUCCACCAGUCAAACAGUCAGGCCAAGAACAAAAUUCGAGGCCUGCACUGUCUCCAUGUGCCUUAAAAACAAGCAGCAACAUCGGAAAGUCCUCAUCCCCUAAAAUAUUGACCUCGGAGGAAGAAUUCAAAGUAAGGCUCCGGGCAGAUUCAUUCAGUCACAGGUCAUCUAGUUUAAAAGCUGAACAUGGCUCUGCCAGGAUAUCUUCAAGCCUGAAGACACGAGGGGCCAAAGCAGAUUUUUCGAGGUACUACGGGAGUCUGAUGUCUCUGGAGAGAUGUGACAGUCAAGCCUUCCCUGGCUCCAAGCCUGAACUGUUCAGGGAGAGCAGUGGUGCUACUUCAGGAGUUAACAGCAAAUCCAACAGAUCAGUGCCAAGACUUGGGAUUCCAGCCUCUACCUCCACAUCUGCUUCUUCCUCCCAAGUUUCUCCUGGUGUCUUUGCAGCUACAAGCAAACUGGGGCAGGUCCGAGGUGGCAGCAGCUCGCGAGCGUCAGUUUCUGGUGGAUCGAAGGUUCGAACGUUGUCUAACAGCAGUUCCAAGAGCCCGAGCUCCUCCUCAAAACCUCCUGACAAUCCAGCUGGACGCAACGCCAGCGUCCCUCUAACUGUUAAGUCCCCUGCUCGCUAUGGGACAGGAGCCAAGAUGGGAAGAGGCACCAUCAUGGGCACGAAGCAGGCCAUCAGCAGGGCGGCUAACAGCAGGGUUAGCGAGCUAGCUGCUGGGAGCCCUAGGAAACAGCUCAGCAGGGGGCCUGGACUGACAGGAAGCGAUAGUACUGACAGUGGGACUAGUAGUGUGAGUGGUUCACCAGUCAACACGCCGAUACCAUCACCUUACAGCAAGAUCACCGCACCUCGGAGGCCGCAGCGCUACAGCAGCGGGCACGGCAGUGACAACAGCAGUAUCCUCAGUGGGGAACUGCCCCCCGCCAUGGGCCGCACCGCCCUGUUUUACCACAGCGGAGGGAGCAGUGGCUACGAGAGUAUGAUCCGAGACAGCGAGACCACCGGCAGCACUUCUUCAGCACACGACUCCAUGAGCGAGAGCGGUGUGUCCUCAUCCAACAGGAGCAGAGUUUCUAAAUCACCCAAGAAGAGAGGAAAUGGGUUCCUGCGGCGGCGUCUGAUCCCAGCUCCCCUGCCGGACACGUCCUCUUUGGGAAGGAAGGUGGGGGGUCAGUGGGUGGACGUGCCCCCGCUGGGCGGCACCCUGAAGGAGCCCUUUGAGAUAAAGGUGUACGAGAUCGACGACGUUGAGCGCCUGCAGAGGAGGAGGGAGGUGGCGACGGGGUCAGAGCAGCCGUUCCAUGACGUUGAAAAGGGUCUGCUCUACUUUAACGCCCGGCUGAGGAUGCUGGAGAAGCGGCAGCAGCAGAUCAGAGAGCUGAAGAGCAAACAUGAGAGGCUGAAGGUGGAGCUGGAGGAGGCCAAGAGUCGGCUGAUGCUCCACCCGAAUAAAUGGAGCGGAGAGUUCGACGUGGAUCAGGACCUGGACCGGGACUCCCAGGAGUACCUGGAGGCUCUGGCUCAGGCCACAGCGGAGCUGGAGUACUGCGUCAACCUCUGCAAGUCCCGCGUCAUGAUGGAGACCUGCUUCGACAUCGCCGUGACGACAGCUGCUGCUGCGCAGGGAGGGCAGCAGGAGGUGGAGGUGUGAGAGGAGAGCCGGGCUCAGAGGUGUUAAAGGAGCUGGAUACCGCGCCACCACUACUGCUCCUCUGGAAUUUAACUCAUUGUUCUGGACGCUUUUACCCUGGUGAAAUGAUCUGGCCUGUAACAGACAUGGACACUCAGCAGGACAAAGACUUGAGCCUCCCCAGGGGGGCGCCGCAGAGCUGAAGGUUGGGCAAAGAUACUGCGUGAGGUGAAUCAGUCAGAAAUGGUCCUCGUCCUCAGAGUCAUAACUGAGUCAGAUCUGAAGACACAGACGUGAAACACCUGUUGAUAUGAUUCAGUGAGACGUCCACUUCCUGAGGACGUCAUGAUCUCUGACGUCCCUCCAGAACAAAGCUCCACAAAUCCACUUAGAAACCAGAGGAGAAAGGAGGCUGCAGAACUCCAUUCAGAAUCUUGCUGUUUUUAAG
This is a messenger RNA of Xiphias gladius (swordfish), 6328 nucleotides long. RefSeq names its product kinesin family member 26Aa (gene kif26aa). NCBI's taxonomy places the organism in Eukaryota, Metazoa, Chordata, Actinopteri, Istiophoriformes, Xiphiidae. Gene Ontology annotation, biological process: microtubule-based movement. The transcript has 17 exons. Gene Ontology annotation, molecular function: microtubule motor activity; microtubule binding; ATP binding. The record is from RefSeq and is a predicted model, not a curated record. The coding region runs from base 1 to 5901 and encodes 1966 amino acids.